GAGGUUGGGGAGUGACUGGAGAGGGAGGACGAUUUUUCUCUAGGAUCUGUAUGCCUCCUCUUACCUCCCCCUUCCGGCUCUCACUUGGUAGCAUCUUCCUGAUCCCUUUAUCUCUUAAGGCGCUCAGGAAAAUGACCCCCUGCAGGAACCUUCUGGGAAAUGCUGCCCUGGCCGCCCAGGAACCAUGAGUCCUGCAGCCCCGGUUCCGCCUGACUCCACCCUGGAAAGUCCUUUUGAAGAAAUGGCCCUGGUGAGGGGCGGCUGGCUGUGGAGACAGAGCUCCAUCCUCCGCCGCUGGAAGCGAAACUGGUUUGCCUUGUGGCUGGAUGGGACCCUGGGCUACUACCAUGAUGAGACUGCACAGGACGAGGAGGAUCGCGUGCUCAUCCAGUUCAAUGUCCGCAGCAUAAAGAUCGGCCAAGAGUGCCACGAUGUGCAGCCCCCAGAGGGCCGGAGCCGAGACGGCCUGCUGAUUGUGAACCUCCGGGAGGGCUCCCGCCUGUAUCUGUGCGCAGAGACCAAGGAUGAUGCCGUAGCGUGGAAGACGGCGUUACUGGAGGCGAAUUCUACCCCGGCCCCAACCGGAGCCACCGUCCCUCCCAGGAGCCGCCGGGUUUGCCCCAAGGUCAGGUGUGUGACCCGCUCGUGGAGCCCCUGUAAGGUUGAGAGGCGGAUCUGGGUGCGUGUCUACAGCCCGUACCAGGACUACUAUGAGGUGGUAACUCCCAACGCUCAUGAAGCCACAUACGUACGCAGCUACUACGGACCACCCUAUGCAGGACCCGGCGUGACGCACGUAGUAGUGCGGGAGGAUCCCUGCUACAGUGCGGGCGCUCCGCUGGCCAUGGGCAUGCUCGCGGGGGCCGCCACAGGUGCCGCGCUCGGCUCGCUCAUGUGGUCUCCCUGUUGGUUCUGAGCCCUGGGACUGGGAGUGUGGACCCUGCGCCUAGAGCAACGGACCCCUUUUCCUCCUUGACCCCACCCUCCACGAUUUAAGUCCUGCUGUACUUCGGCUCCUUCUUCUCCACUAGUCCCCCUGGACUUGGAUCAUCCAUAUCCCACUCCCCCCACUCUCACCCCUUGCGUUGCAAGAAGCUAUCAUCCCAGGCACAAACAUAGCUCAAAAUCCUUGUAUCUAUUGCCAGACACCCCAGACUUUUGUUACAGACACAUAUAGACAUGGUUCCCUCCAAUACACCAGGACACAGAAAACGACUCAUGUGACUUAACGUUCCCAGGUACUGGAGACCGAGGAGUCAGGUUUUUUCCUCCAGCACCUCCAUGGUUGCUGGGAAAAACAGAAGUAAACAAACACUUGACAGGACAGAGUUAUCAAUCCUUUGACACAUGAGGGUAAAGAACAGAAGGUAGGCUAGGAGUAGGGUUGUUGCAAGAGUGCAGAGCAAAGAUUAUCGUGGACAUGUCCAAGGAAUUAAAAGUUCAUUUAGGCUGGGGUGGGGACUGGGAUAAGAUCAUGAUGGCCCUCCAGGCUAAAGAGCUUGCUGGGUAAAGGGGAGAUGUGAGCUUUUUGGAGGGAAGUUUCAUGAUUGCGCCUAUAAUGAAUAUAUUGCCUGUUAAUACUGACACAUACUGAAAUCCAAAACACUCUCUGAGGUUAGCCCCAUCCUUCCCACUAUCAGCUUCCAGGGUCCCCUGUUCCUUCAGUGCUCAGAAAACACUUGUUCCCCAUGUUAGGGGUGCCUGGGGCAGCAAUUGAGUUGAACCUGGGGUCCCCUUGCUGGGGGGCAGAUAAGCUCUGUUCAGGACCUCCAGCCCUAGGAUGGUGCUUCCAUCAGGAAAUGCAUUCCUGGUCCCCAGGAACUUGGCCCUCUGUCCAUAACUGUGGCUGUCACCAUCUUAGGCUUUGUCUCUUCCUUCACUCUGGGGGAGAUGGCAGUGUUCACCUCUAGGGCCUGAUCCAGUGGGAAGCCCCAUGUGUGCCUCCCUGUAAGUGGCCCAGCAAUCUCUCCAUUUGGCUCCUUUACAAUUUCCUCUCCCACCCUGUCCUAACAGAAGUGCUAACAUUCCUACCCAGUAGCCAGAGUAGCCUGCUAAAGUUCCCUUGUAGGUAUGGGCUCUAGUGGCCCUGCUGCAGAGACUAAUAAAGAUAUGGUUGGCUCUA
Messenger RNA from Acinonyx jubatus (cheetah), 2122 nucleotides. RefSeq names its product pleckstrin homology domain containing B1 (gene PLEKHB1). Gene Ontology annotation, biological process: regulation of cell differentiation. Lineage: Eukaryota; Metazoa; Chordata; Mammalia; Carnivora; Felidae. The coding region runs from base 185 to 916 and encodes 243 amino acids. The transcript has 8 exons. The record is from RefSeq and is a predicted model, not a curated record. Gene Ontology annotation, cellular component: membrane.